Molecule: messenger RNA, 1059 nt
Organism: Gorilla gorilla gorilla (western lowland gorilla)
Lineage: Eukaryota; Metazoa; Chordata; Mammalia; Primates; Hominidae
Gene: GAL
Product: galanin and GMAP prepropeptide
Exons: 4
Coding region: 486-905 (139 amino acids)
Biological process (GO): neuropeptide signaling pathway
Cellular component (GO): secretory granule; extracellular region
Molecular function (GO): neuropeptide hormone activity; galanin receptor binding
Source: RefSeq, a predicted model, not a curated record
AAAUUUAGCACCAAGAACGGCAUCUCUGGAAAUACGAGUUAAUUCUCCUUUGUCUGGCCUUGUAGAUGGCACAGUCCACCCAGGCCAACCAGCUGGAAACACAGAGGCGUCCUCACCCUCGUCCCCAUCUCUCAUUUCCAUUUCCUUUCCUGCACAGCCCCAAAUCCAGCCCUCCUCUUCACCCCACGCCUCUUGGUUUACAGCACUCAUCGUUUCUUCCCUGGACUUCUGGGAUCUCUGUGCUUGCAAUCACAGUUCCUCCAUUUUCGCACCACGAAACACACCCACACACACAUGGGAACGCACACACGCUCCUGCACCCCCCACCCCCAUCCUGUCUCCCUCUGUGACCCUCUCGCUCCCUCUGUCUCUCUCCUUCUCUCUCUCUGGCUCCAGUCCAUCUUGCACACAGCUGCCAGAGUGAAAAUAAAAAUCGGAUUCAGUCACAACUUAAACUCUUCAGCGUCCCCCAUGCUUUCAGGGACAUGAGGACCCAGCUCCUGUUGUCUGCCAGGGAGCCACCCAGUUUGAUGCCAGCUCAGUGCCAGCUCAGAUGCCAGCUCCUCUGGACCCAGGCGCAACCCCUGCAACAGGAUGCCGUUGGCAACCACAGGUCAUUCAGCGACAAGAAUGGCCUCACCAGCAAGCGGGAGCUGCAGCCCGAAGAUGACAUGAAACCAGCACACUGGAAACGUAAAAGGCCCAUCGAGAAGAGAACCCAUAGAAUCCCCCUGGGAAGUAGCCGAUUACUUAUCUACAUACAAAGUCCUGUUUGGCUGUGUGUCGGGAUGACAGAGAAGAGGCCGGUGCCCUCGAACGCCUCCCGGAUCUCCUCGCCGCAGCCUCCUCAGAAGACAUCGAGCGGUCCUGAGAGCCUCCUGGGCGUGUUUGUCUGUGUGCUGUAACCUGAAGUCAAACCUUAAGAUAAUGGAUAAUCUUCGGCCAAUUUAUGCAGAGUCAGCUAUUCCUGUUCUCUUUGCCUUGAUGUUGCGUUGUUAUCAUUUAAGAAUUUUUUUUUUUGGUAAUUAUUUUGAGUGGCAAAAUAAAGAAUAGCAAUUA